Tarenaya hassleriana is the source of this 708-nucleotide messenger RNA. RefSeq names its product rhodanese-like domain-containing protein 15, chloroplastic. Bases 62 to 583 code for a protein of 173 amino acids. The record is from RefSeq and is a predicted model, not a curated record. Lineage: Eukaryota; Viridiplantae; Streptophyta; Magnoliopsida; Brassicales; Cleomaceae. The transcript has 4 exons.
GCACAAAAGAGGCAACUAAGUCUCAACACCUAACACAAGCACGAAGCAAGAAGAAGAAACCAUGGAAACGACGGCGUUUAUUCCAUCCUCUCGGCUCGGGAACUGGCCAUCGGCCUUUGAUCGGCCCUCUCGGCUCAGGAGCUGGAACAUCAUCAAGGCCAUUGAUCCGAGAGGUUCAAACUUGCGAACCAGGGCAACACGGAGAAGGAACUCACUACUAGUAGAGGAGCCAAGCCGAAUCCUGACGUCCGUGCCGGUGAGAGUUGCACACGAGCUGGCUCAAGCGGGUCAUCGCUAUCUCGACGUUAGAACACCCGACGAGUUCAGUGCAGGCCAUCCAUCCGGUUCCAUCAACGUUCCUUACUUUUACCGGGUUGGCUCAGGUCUGACAAAGAACCCGGGUUUCUUGAGGCAAGUCUCGUCUCAUUUCAGAAAGCAUGACGAGAUCAUCAUCGGUUCUGAGAGUGGCGAGAGGUCUCUCAUGGCUUCCGCUGAUCUCCUCUCGUCCGGCUUCACUUCAAUCACCGACAUUGCUGGGGGAUACACCGCCUGGUCACAGAAUGGUCUCCCUGUAGAAGACUGAACAUCUUCCUGUGCUCAUAUAGCCAGUCCUGUACAUUAGCUUCAACCAGGAAUGCUUGUAUCUGUUAUCACUACUUAUUAGUAGACAACUUGAAAAUGAAUAAAAUCUUUCUAGAGCAGCUAAUA